Messenger RNA from Nasonia vitripennis (jewel wasp), 2094 nucleotides. Its product is annotated as probable cytochrome P450 4p3. NCBI's taxonomy places the organism in Eukaryota, Metazoa, Arthropoda, Insecta, Hymenoptera, Pteromalidae. The transcript is spliced from 13 exons. The record is from RefSeq and is a predicted model, not a curated record. The coding region runs from base 356 to 1804 and encodes 482 amino acids. Gene Ontology annotation, molecular function: monooxygenase activity; iron ion binding; oxidoreductase activity, acting on paired donors, with incorporation or reduction of molecular oxygen.
AUCGGUAAGUGCGGUGUACGUGUUGAAAAUUUCGAAAAGGGAUUAUAAAUUGCUGUAUACGGGGAAAGCCUGAUGUGCGCUCAUCUCUGCAUACUGCGUGUAUGUCGCGUUUAAAUAAUAAUUAGCGAUGGUUUAAAAUUUUUGAAUAAUUUAUGCGUGUAAAAAUCUUAUAAAUAUUUAUACAUUUUCGUUAAAUACUCUCGUCGCAGCUCUCUUUAUAGUGUUCGAACAAAUAAUACAAGUUUUCUGCAUAUAGCGCUUCGUGACGUGUCUGUUUGUUUGUUGGUUUUUUAUUUAAGAAACUAUAGAAGGCUGACGAUUACGGAGCUUAUUCCAGGAGGAAGCAAAAAAACGCAUGGUCGCCAAGAUACCAGGACCGUAUCCUCUGCCCUUUCUUGGUAAUUUACUCAGUUUUGCGGGUAACAGAGAAGAGUUAUGGAAUAAAUUGCGCGCUCUCAUGAAAGGAUGCUCUAUAAAAAGAAUGUGGUUUCCCACGCGCGCGUGGAUCUUUAUUCAGGAUGCAGACGACAUGGAGGUUUUACUAACGAGUAAAGUGAACGUGAACAAAGGACAGGCAUACAACCUAGCGCUAAAGUGGUUGCACACCGGACUUCUUACCAGCAAGCGAGAGAAAUGGACUGAACGUAGGAAAAUUGUUAACACCGGCUUCCACUACAACGUAAUGAAAAAGUACGUUGAGAUUUCGAUCGAAUACACCAAGCAAUUCGUGGAAGAAAUUAAAUCGCAUGGCGAUGAAUGCGUUUUGAAUAUUCUACCGUUACUGUCGGAUCUGACGCUACAAAUAAUUUGCGAAUCGGCGCUGGGCAUCAGCUUGGAUAAAUUAGACAAUAAAGUUCUGCAAGAAUACAAGGAAGCUAUUCGCGAGAUCGACGAUAUAUUUGUAUACAGAGGAGCAAGACCUUACAUCACGGAUUGGAUGAUGUAUUUCUUACCCCUUGGACGUAGGCAGGAUCACGCUAUUAAGAUUCUUCACGAAUUCACCGACAGGAUAAUACGAGAGCGAAAGGAGUAUCACGCUAAUUUCCAGGAGAACCGUUCGUACCAGCAUUUUGUGGACGAUGUGGAGGAGAGCGCAGAAGAUGAUAGUUUCAAAGGAACUAAAAAGAGACUAGUUAUGCUUGAUGUAUUACUAUCAGCCGAACAGGACGGCCUCAUAGAUGAAAAGGGCAUCCGUGAAGAAGUUGACUUACUUGUUCUUGCUGGCCAUGAUACAACUUCGAUUUCGAUGGUGAUUAUGCUGAUGUUGUUAGCUGAAAAUCCAGAAGCACAGGAUCGAGCGCGAGCAGAAGUUAUUCAAGUCUUUAGUGAAAACGGAGGCAAACUGGACAUCAAGGAAAUCCAAAAAUUUGAAUAUUUAGAUCGGUGUAUAAAGGAAGCGAUGCGGUUGUAUCCAGCGAUUGGUAAUUUCAUACGUCACCUAAAUGAAGAUGUUCAACUAAAAAAGUACCUCCUACCCGCUGGAGUUGACGUGGCAUUUUUCGUUUACGACCUUCAUAGAGAUCCCAAACACUGGCAAGAGCCGGAAAAAUUCGAUCCAGACCGAUUUUUAGAAGAAAAUGUCAAGAAGCGUCAUCCAUUUGCAUACAUGCCUUUCAGUGCUGGUCCUCGUAACUGUAUCGGCCAGAAAUUCGCUAUGUUUGAGAUGAAAGUAAUCCUCUCUCACGUUUUAUACAACUUUUAUCUGGAACCUGUUGACCUUACUGCCAGUAUAAGAUUCGAAGUUAAUGUUAUACUACGUCUAUCUCAUCCAGUACACGUGAAAUUUAUUAGAAGAGAUGUAUAAAAAUCACUUGUCGAGCAAAGUUUAACAACGAUAAACGUUAUACAUGGUAUUAUGCGGCAUUGUUCAGUUGAAGUGAGACGUGCUGCAGAUUUGUUCUGCGUCACAUAGUGUUAAUUUUUCUCUAUGAAAAUGUGUGUAUUUUCAAGAGUAAUCACUUUUGUGUUUUGUUUGACUGAGUCUAUUAUGUGUAUGAUUAAAAAAAUUUUAAUUUAAUCCUCAUUUGUCCUCAUGAUGUUAAUCGCUAUUUUUUAAAUUAUGCUAUAAAUAAUAAAUGUAAAUACACGAAUGAA